CGCUUAGUCUUGACACAAGACUGCGUGCACUGUAAAGUCUCCACGCUCCAUAGACGCUUGUGGCGGCUUGUUCCAGUGCCUCCCAGUACAUAGUUGGAUUUUGCCUUCCAACACCGUCCUCGCCACCACCUCCCCUCAGCCCGAACCUUUUUUCGGGACGCCAGGGCCCUAUCUUUGAAUGCAAGUCGCGGAUGACUGCAUUUUCUAUUAUUGAUGCUCAAAGCGUUUUCGCUGGGCUCACUCUCCAGUUUGACGACCCAUCAACGUCUUCGCAAAUGUUUACUACGCCAUACUUCACAGCCGGCAAAAAUUACACGUUUUACGUCGAAGGCCCUCCCCCGUCUCCGUGGCCGACACAAUGCAGACGGGGCCAGCUUCCGGAAUCACCCACCUCCCAUACCUACACAGAAGACAUCUCAAGUAGGAAGCGUAAAAGAGAACGGGGUAGUAGCUGUAGAGGUCAGCGGUGUAGAGGAUCCAAAGACAAAAUCUUCGCGUCCAGUCGACGCGCAAGAACGCAAUUCUCUUCGUCCUGUGAAGGACAGAAUAUUCUGGAACCGGGAGCACCCAAUUGUUCGAGAGCACCCCAUGUAUAUCUCGGGAAAAUCCAAUCAUCAUCUCCCAAUAACACCUCUCUACGGAGGCAAAUUCUGGAAUGGAAAGAAAUUCCUGCCCCGCCAUCUUCAACACCAGCCUACCGCCGACGCCGACACGACUACUCCGAAGCUAGAUACCGAAAACUCUUCCGUUUUGUCGUUCUAUCAAAACCUUCAUAUUAUAGCCAACACCCAGUCAGUUUCCGAGGCAUGGAAAGCGUAUUCAAACCUUUUGAACUCCCCCGCUCCAGAGGGCGAUUGUGGGCGUCCAAAGAUACCUUUCCAACAUCUUCAUCGACUAUGUCGACUUUUUGCCAGCAGACAUCCCAAGACUCGGACACAAUUUCUUCGUCUUCUAUCAGUCCUGUGCACCCUCCGCAGAACAGGCGGAAUCAUUCAUCUUCAUGAGUGGAAUGCCCUCAUCGCGCAUGCUGGAGAAGGAUGGCGAAGAAAUCGGCCAGAAGAGUUUAAACUGGCGCUAGACGUGUUCAAUGAAAUGUCUUUGGGAUUGCCUCCUGGAAGUACAUUUUCUCCUUCAGAUCACCCACCUCUCGACACUUCUCAGCCAGUUCAACCCGAUAUCUAUUCUUACAACACUUUGCUGAGCAUCGCAGCGAAGACGUUGUACCCUCCUACUCUAGGACGGGCAACUACCCUCAUGCGUUCUUCAGGGCUCCCCCCAGAUAGAAUAACUCACCUUUCUCUCCUUACUUUCUUCUCCGCGACCACGAAUCUGUCGGGCGUCCGGUCCACUCUUCACAAGAUGCGGCAGCAAGGCUUGGAGCUUGGUCUCGACGGUGUCACUAGUUGCAUCUGGGCCUACAAUCUCGCCGGACGUAUGGAUAUCGUGGACUUGAUCUAUCGUGUCCUCAAGCAUAAUUCCAUCUCGGAUCCGAGGCUGAGAAACGCCAACUUCGAUUCUGAUCGAAUAGCUGACAGUCUUCGUACGCUGGAGACCGAAGGCAUCCUCAUACCGGAAGAGAUGAUCCCCAACGAAAUCACUUUCACAGAAAUGAUCCAGGCGCUGGCUUAUCAUGGAGAUUUACACGCGGCUAUCAACGUCUUUUUAGACAUGUUAUCUUCGGAUAACAUCGAAGUGGGGGCUCCCCUCGUACGCGGAGAAGAUGGACUUGAAUAUCACACGAAGUAUUCUCCCACCUAUGCCGUCUUUCGAGGCCUCUUUCUCGGGUUCUCGCGACACGGGACCACUGAAUCUACAUCCCAAACUUGGACGUUGGAUAAUCUCCGCGAGAUAUAUCGUGAUUUCAUGGCUUUCCCCGAAAUCAUCCACCCUUCCCCUUUAUUACUCUACUGGAUCUUACUCGCGUUUGAUAAGACCACAGGGCAUGACAUCAAUAUCAUUAGAAAGGUGUGGCUGGAAAUGGAAGCUCGAUUUACUGACAAUUGGGGAGGGCGCAUGGGGCGGUUGCGGACUAUCAUCUUCUCUGAGGAUGCGCAAACUCACUUGGAGCAUAUCGGAUUUCGUGUUACGCCCCCCGCAUCGGAGGAGCCUGGUGAAUGGGUUUAGGGAGGAUUAUUUAAACAGUACCUUGUUUACAAUACCGCUUUUAAUAUUACAAAGUCCGAUUUCUAUAUUGGAACUGUU
This is a messenger RNA of Marasmius oreades (fairy-ring Marasmius), 2202 nucleotides long. RefSeq lists its product as uncharacterized. Gene Ontology annotation, molecular function: protein binding. The transcript has 2 exons. The coding region runs from base 214 to 2124 and encodes 636 amino acids. NCBI's taxonomy places the organism in Eukaryota, Fungi, Basidiomycota, Agaricomycetes, Agaricales, Marasmiaceae. The record is from RefSeq and is a predicted model, not a curated record.